AUGCAUGCAUGUAUGCAUGUAUGCAUGUAUGCAUGUAUGCAUGUAUGCAUGUAUGUAUAGGCAUGUAUGAAGUUCUGGUGGCCUGGGGAGAUGGACGAGCCACGAACGAGGAGGGGAAGAGCGCGGAAGAUGCCUCGCUGCGAGGCAUCGGUUCCCCGGCCUGCUUGGCUGCGGCGUCGGAGUGCCAGGCGGCCGACCCGGCCGCACAGCGUCUGCUGGACGCGGUAGCGUCGCUCAUGCCGCCGGGCCCCGUCGGCGCCUUCGCCGCCGCAGGCGGUCCCGACCAGUCGCUGGAGGGCGUCGUGACCGACUGGAGGGGCAACGAAGGUUUCGGGUACAUCCAGUUCCAGGACGGCAGGAGGGCCCGCGUCCUCAGGGACGCGGUACUCGGAGCAGAGCUGCGGACAGGCGACGCCGUGGUCGGCGACGUGGCGGGCGACGCCUCGAGCCCGGGCAGCUGGGUGGCGGUGAACGUGCGGGUGGCCCCGUCGGCGGCCGUGGAGGCGGACCUGCAGCGGAGCCUGGCCGCCGCCGUCGGGAGCCUGAUGAGCUCGGGGGCCCUGGCGGGCGGGCAGACGCUGGCGAGCCUCGGCCACGCCGUCCAGGGCGGGGAGGACGCGGUCGUCAGCGAGUGGAACGAGGCGGGCGGUUACGGCUUCCUGACGACGGGCGACGGACGGCGGGCCUUCAUCCACAGGAGCAUGCUCGGGCAGCUCCCUGGCCAGGGCCUGGCGGUGGGCUCCACCAUGCGAGUGACCGUCAAGCCGGACCCCAGGAUCAGCAUCGUCGAAUUGAUCCCCAUCGCCAGUGGGCCAGGGCAUCUCGGCCCCACCAGUCCACCCUCCUGGCUGGGGAUGGGCCCCGCGAAACAACAGUCAUAGAUGAUCCAGGGUUCCAGAACCCCCCCUCAAUGGCAGAGGGGUCGAGCCCCUCUGUCUGGAUGGGUACCCCCCGCUGUGGUCGUGGCCUUGUUGGCGUGGCGUAGUGUAGGGAUGACAUUCCGCUGCGUUUGCCGAAAGCUCUCCAAGACAAGGUCGAAGGGUCCCGUGGGAUUCGUUCCCUGAGGUCGUCUUCGGCUUCAGCUUCGGUGUCGGCGUCCGCGUCCGUAGUCGUCGUCGUCGUCGUCGUCGUCGUCGUCGUCGUCGUCGUCGUCGUCGUCGUCGUCGUCGUCGUCUUUGUCGUCCCCCAUCCCAUCUUAGGGGGGGGGGUCCUGAAGAGCCCGGGGCCCAUCCUAUGGGGGGGGGCGCUUGUGAAUCCUCGAUCCUGGAUCACAUAUCCCAUCUAGGCGGGGAAAGGAUCGGCCAAGCGACGCCCACAGGAACCCCGGCAAGUGGACGGUCGACCAGGUUGUGGCGCAGCCGCCGGGGGCGCCGCAGGGCGCCGCACCCCCCAUGGGCGACACCGCGAGCGGCACCGUGGCCAGCUGGAACGAGGACGGCGGUUACGGCUUCCUCGACAUGGAGGACGGCAGGAGGGCCUACAUCCACCGGAGCAUGUUCGGGGGCGCUGGCAGCCUCGCCGUGGGUUCCCGCCUCCUCGUCAGCACCAGACCUGACUCCCGGAAUCCUGGCAAGCUCUGUGUGGGAGAGGUGCUGGCCGGAGACAUCGUCGACUCAGGCGCCGGGCCUCCCGCGAAGAGGGCCCGCCCGGGCUGAGCGCGCCCGUCGCGGCUCCCGGGGCGCGCGGCCGCGCGUCGACGCUCCGCGGCGGCCGCGGCCCCGCGCGGCAUC
Prorocentrum cordatum is the source of this 1730-nucleotide messenger RNA. The record is from the annotation of a GenBank genome assembly. Lineage: Eukaryota; Dinophyceae; Prorocentrales; Prorocentraceae.